This is a messenger RNA of Hyla sarda, 1687 nucleotides long. Its product is annotated as interferon alpha/beta receptor 2-like. The record is from RefSeq and is a predicted model, not a curated record. NCBI's taxonomy places the organism in Eukaryota, Metazoa, Chordata, Amphibia, Anura, Hylidae. The coding region runs from base 67 to 1575 and encodes 502 amino acids. The transcript has 8 exons. Gene Ontology annotation, molecular function: protein binding.
UGUUCCAGCCUGUGCUUCAGCUGGGACAAAGAUCAUGUUCUGGAUGAUCUGGUGUCUGAUCCAGGGAUGACUGGACUACAAGCAUUACUGCACCUGUCUCUUCAGCCUCUGUUAGUAUCGUUGUUCUUACUACCACCAACAAACCUCAAACUCCAGUCUCAAAAUUUUCAGCACAUCCUGACCUGGAAUGAACCAAAUGAUGGACCUCUUAUCUACUAUGAUGUCUUCUACUCGACUCAAUUCAAUCAUAGCCCUUUUGUUCGAGCUAAAAAGUGCACUAAUAUCACGACACAACGCUGUGACCUGACAAAGGAUUUCACGGACAUUUUAGAAGAGUACGUCACAGGAGUUCAAAGUUUUACUCACUAUGAAAGAACAAACUUAACAAUCUUACCAAAGCCCCUAAAUCCACUAAUGGACACUGAGGUGGGUCCUCCCAUAGUGGACAUCGCAGCAUGUGACAAAUGUGUGGAACUUUCCAUCCACCCCCCAAUCUCUUACUUAUGGAAUGAGAAGGAGCAGCGUAAUGUUACAAUGCUGUCAAAGGAUGUUUUUAAUAAAAUGGAUUAUGUGGUUCACAUGGUACCGUCUACGGAUGCACCUAUAAUACUAAGAAAUAUUGUAAAAGAUCUUUAUACCACAGAGAUAUCAAAUUUGCUUCCCAAUACCAACUAUUGUGUGUCAGUGGACAUCACCGAAAUCAUGAACAGGAAACAAGUGGUGUCCCCCAUGAAGUGCGUUGUUACGAAAGGAGCACAAAGGAAAGGUGAUGCAGAUGUCUAUUACAUUAGUGUAGCCGCUGCCGUUCUUGCCAUUGGAUUGCUUUUGGUUUUAUGCACACUUGAUAAAGCUGGAUAUAUCAGCAAGAAAAAGAUGUUAACACCGAAUGCUUUGAAAUCCCUUCCAAAUGCAAAUAAUUUACUAAGUGGAAAUAAGGAAAUCAUACCCCUAGAGACUCUAAUCCUCACAGAGACAGCAAGGAACAUUGAAGUGGAGGAAGGUCCCAUACUGAGAGCAGGAGUCCAAGAUAAUGCUUCAUAUAUUGCAAAUAUUCCAGCAUUCAGAUUUAUGGAGCAACACAUGAGGAAUAAAGACUCCUUCAUAGACGAGGAACUUUCCAAGGAUAAUUCAUCACUGUCUAUUGCUAGUCUGCAGCUCCAAGGAUUCAAUAUUUCUGAAGAAGCAAGAGAUCAAGCAGAACUCUUCUUAUCAAUAGUGAAUGUUACUGAGGGACCUCCAGUAGUGGGUGCUAUGUCCAGUAUAACCAUUGAUUGCGAUGAUAUAAACAAAGCUUCAAAUCUGUUCACGGGAGAAAAAAAAAUCGAUAUCAAUACUAUAUCAGUAGCAGUUCCUGAAGACCUCUGGAGUAGUUGUAGAACAGCAGAAUCUUCCAGGCUAGAGACAGAACUUCGGCCCACGUGUGAAGACCCUGUGGGCACACUUCAUUUUCGACUUUUCUCCAAUGUAUUGGUUCUGGAUGAACUCCAAAUGUCCAGUCUGGAGGAUGUGAUGAAGGUAGAGGACCUGCCAUGUGAGGAUGAUGAACAAUGUCCCUCGGAUUAUAUCAAGAGGUGAUGCCAGUUUUUAGGAUAAAUAUACCAAAGAAAUUAUCUGGGCUCCACUGCUAGUAAGAUGAGGGUUUUGAUGGCCCCAUUAAAGAAGCACUCCAGGUUUAUUUUUGCCCAUA